Molecule: messenger RNA, 1797 nt
Organism: Monodelphis domestica (gray short-tailed opossum)
Lineage: Eukaryota; Metazoa; Chordata; Mammalia; Didelphimorphia; Didelphidae
Source: RefSeq, a predicted model, not a curated record
AUGGCGGCGGCAGCCCCGGAGGAGGGCUUCUUCCCGCCCAAGAGAGCCGGGGUAGCAGGCCCCGGGCCUUUCCAGGCGCCCAUUAGGCUACCUGGCACCCAGGCUGCCUUCGAGGACCCACGCAUAUUCCGCAGAACACAUCCUCCUGGUCCGCCCCUAACCUGCCACAUCUUCUACUGCCCCGAAAAAGCAGAGGCCAUGCCCACGGGCACCCCCGCCUCCCCAUCAUCUCCCAGCUUGGCUCUCUGCCCCCACCGUCUCCUUCCCUGCCUUCUCUCGCCAAGAGGUGGCCCUUCUCCUGCCAAACAAGCGCCUCCCACGCAGCCAUGGUCCAUCGCCCUGUCGUCUUGUCCAGAACUGCCCCCAGAAUCCAUCCCCCCGUCCAUCCACAGCAGGGAAAAGCUGAACAAGAACAUGAGGCAACACCCAUUCCAAGGGUCACAGGCGCCCCCGGGACCAGGCCACGAGGAGCCCCACUCUUACUGUAGGCGGGCGCCGCCUCUGAAGGGGGCCAUCCUGAGCAGGGACUAUAAGCAAGGGAAGGGUUUAAAGCAAGAGGGAGGGGAGUGCCCGCUGGCUCAGCCGCCCCGUGCCCGCUGGCUCAGCCGCCCCGUGCCCGCUGGAUCAGCCCGCCCCGUGCCCGCUGGAUCAGCCCGCCCCGUGCCCUCUGGCUCAGCCGCCCCGUGCCCGCUGGAUCAGCCGCCCCGUGCCCUCUGGCUCAGCCGCCCCGUGCCCGCUGGCUCAGCCGCCCCGUGCCCGCUGGCUCAGCCCGCCCCGUGCCCGCUGGCUCAGCCGCCCCGUGCCCGCUGGAUCAGCCCGCCCCGUGCCCUCUGUUUCAGCUGCCCCGUACCCGCUGGCUCAGCCCGCCCCGUGCCCGCUGGCUCAGCCCGCCCCGUGCCCGCUGGCUCAGCCCGCCCCGUGCCCGCUGGAUCAGCAGCCCCGUGCCCGCUGGAUCAGCCCGCCCCAUGCCCGCUGGAUCAGCCCGCCCCGUGCCCUCUGUUUCAGCCCGCCCCGUGCCCGCUGGCUCAGCCCGCCCCGUGCCCGCUGGCUCAGCCGCCCCGUGCCCGCUGGCUCAGCCCGCCCCGUGCCCGCUGGCUCAGCCCGCCCCGUGCCCGCUGGCUCAGCCGCCCCGUGCCCGCUGGCUCAGCCUGCCCCGUGCCCGCUGGCUCAGCAGCCCCGUGCCCGCUGGCACAGCCGCCCCGUGCCCGCUGGCUCAGCCGCCCCGUGCCCCAGAGGUCUUGGAACAUUCCGUCUCCAGGGCUCGGCAAUCGGCCCCAGAUGCAGCGGGGUCGGAAGGUCCACUUGAAUGACCAUCCCGUGGACGCUGGGGAGGAGGGGAAGCCCAGAGCCUGCAGGUGGCAGGACCCUCCGUGCUGGCCCCCUGGUUCUGGCCCUCCAGGGCCGCACAGGCCAGCUCUGGGCCUCUCCCCCAUAAGACGCCCCGAUAUUGCAGCCCAUCUCCAGCCCCUCCCCACCCUCACCCCUCCGAGCCGCAGCCGGCCCCUUCCCAGGAGGCCAGCUCCGAGCCUUGUCCCAGCAGCCUCCCCGAGGCCUGGAGAAGGGAGGCUCCGGGGGGCAGAGACGGCCGAGGCUGUGCCGAAGCUCAGGGCCCCGGGGUCGUCCCUGACCAUCCGCUGCAGCCCUGGGCAAUCUAGGCCAAGCCUGGGCUCUCGAACCCCUAGAAAACGAAUGCCUCCUCCUUGGCAGCCGUGCCCACCCCCACGGGGCAUCCCAGAGCCCGAGAGACCUGCGGCCCUGGAGGUGAGAACAAGAGCAGGGGGCAAUCCUGGGAAAUAG